This is a messenger RNA of Monomorium pharaonis (pharaoh ant), 2376 nucleotides long. RefSeq names its product zinc finger protein 260. Lineage: Eukaryota; Metazoa; Arthropoda; Insecta; Hymenoptera; Formicidae. Gene Ontology annotation, molecular function: zinc ion binding; DNA-binding transcription activator activity, RNA polymerase II-specific; RNA polymerase II cis-regulatory region sequence-specific DNA binding. Gene Ontology annotation, cellular component: nucleus. The record is from RefSeq and is a predicted model, not a curated record. Bases 171 to 1769 code for a protein of 532 amino acids. The transcript is spliced from 5 exons. Gene Ontology annotation, biological process: regulation of transcription by RNA polymerase II.
AAGCGUAUCAGCGGUGAGGAAGCUCGCUACGUCAUUCACGCACAUUCACGUUUCUGCUCGUUUUGGAACGCUUCUUCGUCAAAACGCAUCGUACGUGCGAAUUACUCGUCGAUCACUCGACAUUGCUUCGUUGAUCGCGUGCCAGACACGUGGUCGGCAUCUUCGUCGGCAUGGAGUCCAGUGACUCGAUGCCGCCGGAAAUGGAACCGUCCCCCGGCGAAGAUAUCAUACUGAUCGAGACCGUGAAGAGAAUAGUGACACGUGAGGGACAUAAUGAGUCGGAGGGAGCCGAGGAGGACUUCUUCCUGAUCUCGCAGGAUCAGACGGUGCAGUAUCCGGAGCCGGAGGGGCCGAACGUCGAGGUAUCCAACAGGCAUCAGACGGACGCGCUGGCGUGGAUGCGCCUUUGCAGGAUAUGCGCCAACUCGAGCGAUCACAUGAUACCCAUCUACGAGGGAGUCGGCGUACAGCAUGACUUGUCCAGCAAAAUACUCAAGUACUUGCCGAUACACGUAUCGGAAAGUGACACUUUACCGUUGCAACUGUGCAAUCGUUGCGCGAACGUCCUGAUGGCCUGGCACGAAUUGAGCGAAGGAUGUCUGAGCGCAGAGAGGAAGCUUCUGGAACUGCAGGAUGCACAACUGCAGGAUGUACAAGAUAAGCAGCAGUAUUACAAUCCUACUUCUUUGGAUAAUUUAGAACUUACUACUCCAAUUCUUACAACAGCCAGCACAACGCCUAAUGUCAUAAACUCAUCAUUAGAUCAACAGGACGAUGAAAAAAAUGGAGUUUGUGAUACAGAAAAAAAUUCAUGUGAUACAGAUAAAUCCAAUAGAUGUACACGAGUGUCGAAAGACAAAUCGAAGAAAUACACGCGAAUCAGCUCGCCAAGAAACGAACAUUCUGAAGAACAUACUAACAUCGGGAAAAUUCGGUCAACGGAAUCCAGCGAGAAAAGCCUAUCAUUAACGCAUUUCAACGAUUCUGAUGAAAAAUUAGGAAGAGAUAAUUCAACAGACUCUUAUCAUCUAAAUAAUUCUGAGCAAACUCAGAAACUUCAAGAGAAACUCGCGAUGGACUCUCAAGAAUAUACGGAACGAUUGAAACAAUUACCGAAACAACAUACUAAAUCAUCUCGCUCAAAGAUGACGGAAAAUAAUGGAUGCGUUUCUCACAAGUGCGAAGAAUGCGGGAAGGUUCUUUCCACGUCGUACAAUUUAUUGAUUCACCGCAACAUUCAUACUGGCAUGCGACCUUAUGCUUGUCCCGUUUGCGAUAAGAGCUUCCGAUCGGCGUCUGGUCUGAACAGGCACGUGCGCGACGUUCACGACGGAGUUAAGAAUUUCGCCUGUGACAUAUGCGGCCGCCGUCUCGCUUCACGGGCGUCGAGAGACGAGCACAGACGCACUCAUUCCAGCGAAAGGCCUUACGUGUGCAAGACCUGUGGCAAGUCUUUCAAGCAGAAAGCGUCCCUGAACGUUCAUCGACUUUAUCAUUCUCACUUACUGCCGCAUCGUUGCACUCUAUGCGAUCGCGGUUUCAGGAGGAAGCAGGAAUUGUACAAACACAUUGCCUGGCACUCCGAUCAAAAACCGCACGUCUGUGACAUUUGCAACGAGUGCUUUCGCAGCAAAAGCUGCGUCACCCGUCAUCGACGCACGCAUACCAAUCAGCGUUUUCACGUUUGCGAGAUUUGUGGCGCCAGGUUUACCCAGGAACGAUAUCUGAAGAGACACUGCGGCAAUUUACACACGGCUAUACCCACGUAAACACAAGAUGUGAAAUUGUUGAUCGGACGAAUGGCAAAACUCAUUUGCCGAUCGUUAAAUUCAAAUGAUAUAACUAGUAUGCAUGUACUGCUAUUGCUGAAGUAUCAUUUUCACGAAUCAUACAGGAAUUUUUUACAAAGUCCAAUAAAACGCACAAAGAUGUCAAAAAGAAUUGGAAAACCGAUUUGUUGCACAGAUUAUUAAAAAAAUUUUAUUUUAGAAAUUGCUUAAGAAAUUGCAUAACUGACCUAGUCCACAUGAAUUGUAUUUAUUGCUUGAAAACUUACAGUUGGUUGAAAAAUAAUGUCAGAACAACAAUAAAUUGCAAUAAAAAAGAGCACUAUCCAUAUUGUGACAAAUAUUUCUUCAGAUGGAAAAAUAUGUUGUUAUUUGCAUAUACACGAAAAGCCAUUUCCAUGUAAAAUCUUCCUGAAGAUGUUUAAUAAGAAAUGAUUGCUGAGACAGCAUCUCAUCUAUAAACAUUUUCAAGAACCAUGCUCUCUGUUUUCAUCUAUUUAUGGAAUAACUACAUCAAAUAUUUUCGAACAAAGUAUAUCACAUGAGUAACAAAAAGAGGAACAAGAAGACUCUUAAUUACGGAAAAAAA